Punctularia strigosozonata HHB-11173 SS5 is the source of this 814-nucleotide messenger RNA. RefSeq lists its product as uncharacterized. Bases 473 to 706 code for a protein of 77 amino acids. The transcript has a single exon. The record is from RefSeq and is a predicted model, not a curated record. NCBI's taxonomy places the organism in Eukaryota, Fungi, Basidiomycota, Agaricomycetes, Corticiales, Punctulariaceae.
GAUGCUACCGUGUGUUCGCACAGUAUGAUCCGCAACGUGAUGGUGGCGAACAUGUCCGCCUGUCUUCGAGUUCGAGGUGUUCGAGUUCUCUGGGUGAAGGACAAACUCUCACCUGCGGAGCUUCAACAUCCUGGCAACCCGAAGAUCCACUAGCAUUGUAUUGAGCAGCCAACGUGCCUAUACAAUAUUACGAUAAACGGUAAAUCCAUUUGUCUUCAGUGCCUUGCAGCAACGGCAGGAAUGCACUUUUAUCCGCAGUGAUGCGCGCAGGGAAGUUUAUACAGCUUUUGGCAGUUGCAAGCUGUCAGGACAUAAAGGUUCGGCAUGCUUGCCCCGCACUUUUCCUCCUCGUUCCAUCCAGUCAAACCAGGCAUUGCGUAGGUCUUCUCCGUGAGCGAACAUUUUUGAGAUCGGCCUUUGCCUAAUCAUCCUUGUGUCCUAGGCGGAACAUUCGCGGAGCCUCGUCCCUUUAAUGUCCUCUUCUCUGAAGUAUAAACUCGAAGAUCAGAGUCACGACCAUGACCAUGGUCACGGCACACAGUCGGGGGGUGGAAAAGAUGACACGACGCACUCUACCGUUGGCCAGACUAGCGCGGAAGGGACAGCUGGCGUAGGGGGGGCGGGAGCUCAAGGUGUUGACGAUGGCGUCGCCGACGCUGGGGCAUGGGGUGGAGAUGCUGGUGGUGGAGAUGCUGGUGGCGAAUGAGUGUCGGUCGGCAGGUGUGAAGCUCGACUGCGACUCGGAUCCAUGGUACCUCCGUACACUUGUAUGAGAUUGUGUUGCUCUGUACGAUGUUUUGUGAGUUAUAUUACG